AUGCGGGUGCACCUGGGCGUGCUGGCGGGCGCGGCGUCGCUGACCGGGGCGCUCAGCUUCGCGCUCCUGGCGGCCGCCAUCGGCACGGACUUCUGGUACAUCAUCGACACCGAGCGGCUGGAGAGGAGAGGCCCGGGGGCGCAGAACCUGCUGGGGAUCGCCAACCGCAGCCAGCCCGAGCCUCUGAGCUCCCACUCCGGCCUCUGGCGGACCUGCCGGGUCCAGAGCCGGUGCAUGCCACUAAUGAACCCCUUCUGGCAGGAGAACGUGACAGUCAGCGACUCGAGCCGACAACUUCUCACCAUGCAUGGGACGUUUGUGAUUCUGCUGCCGCUCAGCCUGAUCCUGAUGGUUUUUGGGGGGAUGACGGGCUUUCUGAGCUUCCUUCUCCGAGCCCCGCUCCUCCUCCGGCUCACUGGGAUUCUCUUCCUCUUUGGAGCCGCGGUGACUCUCGCCGGGAUCAGCGUCUACAUCGCGUACUCGGCCGCCGCCUUCCGGGAGGCGCUGUGCCUCCUGCAGGAGAAGGCCCUCCUGGACCAGGUGGACAUCCGCUUCGGCUGGUCCCUGGCCCUGGGCUGGGUCAGCUUCGUCGCCGAGCUGCUCACUGGGGCGGCCUUCCUGGCAGCCGCCCGCGUGCUCAGCCUGAGAGGGAGGCAGGACCAGGCCGUGUGA
This is a messenger RNA of Cynocephalus volans (Philippine flying lemur), 672 nucleotides long. RefSeq names its product transmembrane protein 114 (gene TMEM114). The transcript has 4 exons. The record is from RefSeq and is a predicted model, not a curated record. Gene Ontology annotation, cellular component: apical plasma membrane. Lineage: Eukaryota; Metazoa; Chordata; Mammalia; Dermoptera; Cynocephalidae. The coding region runs from base 1 to 672 and encodes 223 amino acids.